Molecule: messenger RNA, 447 nt
Organism: Vicia villosa (hairy vetch)
Lineage: Eukaryota; Viridiplantae; Streptophyta; Magnoliopsida; Fabales; Fabaceae
Exons: 1
Coding region: 1-447 (148 amino acids)
Source: RefSeq, a predicted model, not a curated record
AUGCACUGUCUGGACUGCAAGGCCGUUGAGGACAUUCCAUAUGACUUCUAUGAUGAUCACCGUGAGAUGGCUCUGUGGGAUGACAUCGCCCUAUAUUCUGGAUGGUUGGUUGUCAAUUCGACCAUUAUUGUUCGUUAUCUUUCGGAGCGCGUCAUGCGUCAGUUUGGCUUCCAGCAGACGAUACCCCGUCAUCCUUCUGACUCCGCUCCUAUCACCAUGACCCGUUGGCAGCUAGAUGAGGUCUUUGCAGACUGGGAGCACCACAUGGUUCCUGACGAGGCUCGGGAGACCAGAUUAGAGGUAGACUGGAGCUGCAUUGACAGGUACAUCACGUGGUACUACAGAGUGUCACACCCAUACAUACUUCCCAUCGCACCUGGAUUACCGCCCAGACCAGCCUACGAGGAGAUUUUGCGUACUCAUCAGGCUCAGAUGGACUACACUUAG